UUUUCAUUCCCUUUAAACCUCAUUAAAGCAAAGCAUAACCACCAUCUCAACUAACUUAACCAACCGCCUAACUUUCCUUUCCCUUCCCUACCCUUCCAAGUUCCAUCCCAGCCCUUGUUUCCUUAAUUUCAUUUCAUCUUAUUUCCUUUCCUUUCCUUUCUCUCUCUCCUCUCUCUAGAAAAAGAGAAAAAAGGCUGACCCUUCACUCCCCCCGCCCAAACCCUUCAUCUUCCCCCGCUUUUGCAGCUCCUCCUUCAUUCCACCAACACCUCCUCUUUAAGCAAAUCAAACCCAAAAAACAAACACAACCCACAUUCUUUUAUUUUUCUCUCUCUAUAUCUAUCUAUUUAUCUAUCUCUGAAUCUAUAGCCUCUGCCUCUGAAUCUUAAAUCUUCAACCUCAUGUGGCGGCGGCGGGUGAAAUCAGCGGUUCAGUUUCACAAAGCCCAUCCCAAUUUUUCAUGCUCCACCUUCAAAGACAUCGAACACCUCUGCUCUGACGAUUCCGACCAACAACAACACCACCAUCAGCAGCAACCCUCUACUCCCCGGAAACCCUCCGUCUUCCACCGAGUCAGAUUCGCUAACUCAGUCAUCCGCGCCUUGGCAAACAGCCCCUCCCAAAGCCCUCACGCCGAACCCAAUUGGGCUCCAAGCGAACCCAAUAACGCUGUCGCCGAACCCAAUUGCUCUCUAAGCGAACCCAAUAGUGCUCCCAAUGGUGUUUCUGGCGAACCCAAUAGUGCUCCAAGCGAACCCAUUAGUGCUCCAAGCGAAGCCAUUAACUCUCCCGCCGUCGAACCCAAUGCUACGCCUUCAUCAGAGGAGGCGGCGGCGCAAUCUGAGCCGUCGAUAUCUCUCCCGGGUGCCGAGAGACGGAUAGUGGUGUAUUUCACGAGCCUCCGCGUGGUCCGACCAACGUUCGAGGACUGCCGGACUGUCCGGGCGAUCCUGCGGGGCUUCCGGGUAUCGAUCGACGAGAGAGAUCUGGCAAUGGACUCUGCUUUCUUAGAGGAGCUACAGGGGAUAUUGGGUCAGCCAAAAAAGUCAAAAUUGACCCUUCCUAGGGUUUUUAUCGGUGGACGGUAUAUGGGUGGGGCGGAGGAGAUCCGAACGCUUCACGAGGCCGGUGAUCUCAAAAAGUACGUCGAGGGCUUGCCGGCGGAAGAGCCGGGCGUGUGCGAGGUCUGCGGCGGUUACCGGUUCAUCCUCUGCGACGAGUGUAGCGGAAGCCACAAGUGCUAUUCAGAGAAGGGUGGAUUCAGGAGCUGCACGGCGUGCAAUGAGAACGGUCUGAUCAGGUGCCCUUCUUGUCUUCCCCACCACUUUGAACCGUCUGAUUAUCAGAAUAAAAGAACUGAGAAUGAGAAAUGCUGAGAUUGAAAAAAAAAAAAAAAAAAAGUCUCUUUUUGAUUUCUUUCAGUUCUGUAAUUUUUGUAGCUUUGUGACUGAAGUUUUUCUAGGAUCAGCCGACAUGGUAAGCUAGAUACACAUGCACCCAUUUGAAAACAAUUAUCACUUGUGUCUUGUAAAGUGGUUACACAUUGGAAUUGAGGGCCAUGGCAUGCUCUUGGGUUUUUUAUAUGGUGGUGGUUUUGUCUAUGAAGAAUCUAAUUAGUUAUGACUUGACAUUUAUAAAUUUUCGAUGACUUGUUUUUCUUUC
Molecule: messenger RNA, 1662 nt
Organism: Cornus florida
Lineage: Eukaryota; Viridiplantae; Streptophyta; Magnoliopsida; Cornales; Cornaceae
Exons: 1
Coding region: 402-1376 (324 amino acids)
Source: RefSeq, a predicted model, not a curated record